GGGAAGGAGGGGUGGUGAAAUAUUGCUACCGUCCAGUAUUAUGAUAAUUACUGCAAUGCACAGCAGGCUGCACAUGCACACACACAAGGUUUUGUCAAGCCUUAUACUAGCAUGGCAGUGUGCGUCCGUCAGGUUCAUCUUUGUUUGCAAUCAAAAUAUUACGUAAAUCUCAAUAAUAUAAGUCUAACCAGUCUCCAGCAAGUUUAGUUUAGUGUGUUUUCAUUGUCCAAAGCUACUGUAUAAUCUCGCAUUGGGGUACCAACCAAAGUGGAACGGUACCAAAAUCAUACCUGUCAACAUUUGCAUUUGAAAAUAAGAGAUUUUUUUUCUGCAAAAUAAGGGGAAAUAAAGGAAAUUUUAUUGCUGAGCAGACUGGAAGGGUGGGAGUUGCCUACAUUGCCCUCGCUGUGUUGCUCCAGCAGUACCGAAGAGGAUUUUUUUUUUUUUUUAAUGUAAGCACCAGGAAAGAAGGGCCAAAUACGGGAGUUUCCUGGGGAAAACAGGAGGGUUGAUACGUAUGACCUAAAUGGUGGCUCUAGAAACAAAGGAGUCCCCUAAUUGGAAGAUAAUUCACUUUUUAUUCAAUAAUUCCUUUCUUUUUGUGGCAAGAAAAAAAGCACACACAAUGCUCAAUGCCUUCCAUUGUUGACCUGUGUUUAUCGUGUUUUGCAUUUACUGUUCCAAACCAUGACAAACGGAAGGGAACCGUACCAAUUGGCUCAAAUGUAAGUGUACUGUAUUGUUUGGUAUGAAGAGUGGCGGCGUAUCGAUGGUCGGUAUGGUAGUUUUAACUAUAUAUUACUCCCUAUAUUUGUCAGUCUCAGACCACACUUGAUUUAUGUUGCUGGAAUGGUUGUUAAUAUUUAACAUUUGAGGGAGCUUGUGUUGAGAGAAAAGAUGAUUUGUAUUCCUUGAAUGCAAGUAACUGGGUACAUAGGAGUUGCCAGGUAUAGCAGAGGACGAGGAUUAAAAAAAAAACUGUAUAUAAUAAACGCGUGGUGUUCAGUUGCAGUGAUGACAGACAAUCAUAGAACAAGGCAGGCAUCUGAGUCAAAAAGAGGUAAAAUAACACAAGCUGUAUGGAUGAAAGUGACUGAAAAUGAGUUUGUCAAGAGGAGCAGAUAGUCCACCGCUCUUCACUGAGUUUUAGAUGUUUCACACAGCAAGUAAGAUGACGGAUGCGCUGCUCAAGUCCAUUUGAAUCCAUCGGCAGUGGCAGUGGCAGUUUAAUGGGACAGUAUGAUGUGCAAACAUGAGAGGAGACACAAGGGAGAUAACCCAAGCAGCAGUCUUGUGCGCUAUUCCCAGCAGUGUGUCUUAAUUCACUCAGCAAUCACGCCACCAGAAGUUUUUGCAGUGUUUUCAUCAUCAGCGGGUGGGGGAAAAAAGCUUAUUUCUCUCUCGGCUAUAUAAGACAAGGAAGAGUAUUGCUGCGAGAUGGAAAUAGAUCAUGAAAAACAGAAGCUGAAAUGAUUUCCAAGUCACACAGCCACUUACAGCGUGGCGGAACACUCAGAGACGAGUGACGAUGUCAAACAGACUGAAGUGGAAGGGAUGGCGAAUAGUGAUAACAUAAUUCAGAGUACGUAGACAUCUAAGGCCAGCGCCAGACUUGUUCACAUUUAACAAGGAGGUUUUGGGGGAUAGGAAAGUGCUGAUCGUCUUUAUUUUCCCACAAGAUAUCUAGUUAGCUUAGAAAGAAGCAAUGCAUAUUUUUAAUAAAGUGCAUACACCACCCACAUUCAUCCCCAACAAGUCAACCCCUGGGACCUCAGGAGUUUUUGUUUGCCUUUCUGAAGUGUCUCGCGCUGACAAAAGUUAGGAAAGAAAGUGAUUUCAACUGUUCCCUAAACUGCGAUACUCCACCACCAAGCUCGCUCAUGUUAUUGUCGCAUUGCGUGUGUGCUGCUUUGGGUGUUCUGUUUUGGAGCCAUCAUCCUGCAGGCUGAAUGAAUGAAACAUGCAUGUCCAGUCUGCCUCUUCUCAGCUUCACACCCAAGCUAAACAUUUCCAGCAACACCUAGUGGACUAGAUUUGCUGUUGCAUCAUCUUUGUGGACAUUAAUGUCAUGGCACUGUGUACAUGCAUUUCUAUUCAUAACCCUUAACGACCGUGUGCGAUAAGAUGAAUUACUGAGACAAUACUAGUGCGGGGCGGUUGCUUUUUUUUUUUCCAGUGUAGAUAAUUAGGACUCUAUUUAAAGAGGGGCAGCCCAGGAAAUACACAGGAGAUCCUCACUUCAUUAAAAAUCAAUUAUAAUAACACAUGUGCUGGUGCAAUAUAGCCCUCAUGGCCACAAUCAGCUUGCACACGUGCACACAGUUAACACUACAGCUAUUUGGCCUUGUUAUUUCUGAAGUUGUCUUUCUCUUUCUCUCCCUCAUGAGAUUGAGACUGAUCCUCCUCUUAGCUGAGGAAUCGCCAGCAUUGCAGUCCUGCUCUUACAUAACCUCAGGAUAACACUUACACUCGCGCUGGUCAACGAAGCUGUCAGUCAUUCACCUCAGACUACCUUCCUUCUCAGUGGAGGAGAGCACAUUUUUCUCCAACAGCAGAAUGCAAACUUCCAGGAAGCAGGAACAGCACCGAACUGUGCAGCUUUGUCCAGAUCCAUCUACUAUAAAUGCCUGAAUGUUGGCUAUUUCCACUCAAACAUGGAUCUUUUCAAAAACACACAUUUCCUCCACUCUAGUGUUAAAAAAAUUUCCAUUCAAAUGGAGUUAAAAAAAGAAAUCUGUCCACAUAAAAAACACCGUCUGCAUUUUAGCCAAUCAGAAGCCUAAAAUGCUACCAUUGAUCACACAUUAUAACGCAUCUGCUUAUCAAUAUAGUGGUAUUAGAUACACAAUGACGUGUACAUUAUCUUUUAAAUCACACUUUAUGGAACAUUGUGAAUGUUUUUUUUAAAUCUCCAGUGCACGUUAUAAGGCACAUGCAGGUGCAAAUGAAAACAAGACCUGUAAGACAAAAAUGUCAUAAAUAAGGUUUAAACACAUAAGAUAAUGUCCCACAAUUUUUUGACCGAACCAAAAAGAUCUGUUUUAGCCGCCCACAUACAAACACUGACGUUGGAGUUUUUUUGAAAAUCUACACUCCAGCCAGAGUUUUCAAAAGAUGAGUUUUUAAGGACAAAAACCUAAGUUUGCACGAGGAUGAGAGGCCAAAGCGCAUCGAUAAACGUGUUUUAAAAAUCUCUGUAUUUGUGUGGAUAUGGCUUUAAAGAUGAAGGAAAAUGUUGAAAAAUGCCCUUUCAUUUUGUUAAAAUGAAAACUAAAUUGUGCUAGUCUGACACGACAGUAGCAUUAAAUAAGUUCUUCCUUGGUCCUUCACAAAGUUUCAGCGGGGUAGUUUUUUGUUUAGUCCUGCUAACUAAUUUAACAAAAACAUACAGCAAUGGCAACAUAAUCUCCUUGGUGGAGGAUAAAAAGCAGAUUUACAGACUACUGUUUCUUUUUUCGAUAUGUAGAUGUCUGUGAGGAGCGGUUUGGAGAAGAGCCAUGUUCAUUUUUUGGCCUAAAGUUUCCCUCUAUUUUAGUAAUGCACUUACUAACUUUUCAAAUAAGAAGCUCCCUUUGGGCACACAAAAAUCUUAAUUCUGAUAUAAUCCACCAGUGCAGCUCAAGUACAACAAGGCAGAACCUGAAAGCAAAUAUUGUUUUUAUAGGAAGAAGUGGGAGUCAUUUGCUUAACAAUCCCUAAGACCUCAGUAGCUGUGAUAGAGAGCGACAGAAAGGGGAGGCGGCAAACAGGACAUGCAGUGACAUCACUUCCUUUAAGAGUGUGACAGCUUAGCACAUCAUUGCCGUGACAGCCAGACGAGUGCAGCGAGUGGGUGGUCACCCUGGCAACAGCAAUGCUGUCAUGACCGUCUCUCUGUAUCCUACCUGACAGUCCCCACAGGCAAUGAGCGCAGCACACACGCACAAUUUCGACAAUGCUCACACCCACACAUACAUUUGCAAAUAUGCACACGUGCUAUACACCUUCCUCGUGUCUUUAUUUGUGGAAAAACUUACUCAAACGCUCACUGAAACAAUGCACAUGCCCACACGCCUGUGCUCCUUUGGGCAUAAUUAUGUAGUACAAAGAGGAGUACAAUCUCCCAUGGGGUAGGAAGACAUACAGUGAAUAUAGAUAUACUGUAAUCACUGGAGCAGAGCUGUCAACACAUCCUCACCCGUGGUAGAAGAGAGCCUUUGCAGGACAUAAACACAAAUGUUAUGUACUGUAUAUCCACAUCACAGCAUGAUAAACUGUAUCUUAAGAUUAAGGGAAGACAAAUGGAAACACCAAACACUGAUUCAGAUGAGACUCAUCUGUUACUAACAGUUCUGUAUGGUCGUGGAGACAGCUGACCUGCUUAGAGGCUAUUAAUACAGCAUCUUACAGGCCAGUUUUAUUGACUUCCACACAUAUGUGUAGUCUGUGUAGUGUAUCAUCCCAGUCCACGCUCUGCUCUGACCCAUUUUGGAGCCAGUUGGGCAGGAAUGGGUGGAAAUGGGUCAGGACUUUGGCGGCACCACAACUCGCAGCAUGAGCAAUGCUAGAUUUAGCAAAAUUAUGCAGUCUUCCAUGAUAUGGUGACAGCCGUCAUCAAAGUAAGGGGGAAAUUUAGAUGUUUUUGAAAUUUUCUUUUAUUUAAAUAUGCUACGUGUAGGGGUGCAUCGCUCACAUGUAUCUAUUUCAAACCACUCAGCACGGGGUUCUCGAUUCGAUAGCAGUAGUAAUCAAAUGAUAUUGUAAACCGAGUCACAAAUGCAACAUGACAUCAGUCAGCUGACAUCAAGGUCCCGCCUUAACUCACUGUUGCUCCACCGCAGCAAAAAUGAAGUCCCCGCAGGUAGAAGCAAUCAGCGGCUUCUGUGUUGGCUGGUGGCCGACGGCAUCUCAAGCGGCAUACAAAAUUGCAUUUAAAAUCUUUAUUUUCCAAAUUAUUGCUAAAAAUUCGGUACGGUAAGAUGCAUAUACACACAAUAAAAGUCCUCAUUGCAUUUGUAGUGGCCAAUUCCAUAGUUUAAGUGAAAUACUAUUAAAUCUAUAAACAGAUCUAUUGAUAAAUUAUGUGUAAUUAUGUUGAUUUGAAUUGUGCUAUUUUAGUUUGAUAUGGUUCUAAACAAAUGUUGGUCAUUUAAAUAAAAUACUGGGUAAAUAAAGCAUGAAAAUGUCUUUCUUGUAUUGAAAAAUAUUGAACAGUAACACUAAAGUAUUGAAUCAAAUUGAAUUUUCUGUGUCUGUAUCGCACCCGUAGUCACUUCAUAAAUGUUAAGAUAAAUAAAGGUUCAAUAAUAAGGUUGCUUUAAUCAAAUUAAGAAUGUCUGAGACUACUUACACCCACCUUUCAAAAAACCAGAAUGGAUCAUUCCAGGACUUUCAGUUUUUUGGUCACUUGGGGAUGAUAAAUAGGCAAGUGGAUGAACAAGAGGUGUCUGAGAGUUUACAAUAGGGAUUCCAAAAUGUUAAAUGUAAACGUAUGUCGUGCAUCACACUCAUGUAAAAUGAAAGCGUCGCUCAAUUACACACCAGAGUUGGAGCAAAAAAAACUCCUGCUGUCUGGAAAUACUAAGUCGUUUAGUGAUCCGCAUAUGGGAUCAUCCAAUUAUACAUGCUGCACAAUGCACACUCAUUCAUCCACACAGCUGUUUAAGUUGUGAGCUCGUGUACAUUUAAACAUGCUGUAUAAAUAACCGUCUGCAUUAAUAAAAUGUUGGAGCACUGACACACUCGUGAGCCACUUCGUCACAAUGUGAGGUAGAUAUCAUUACAAUAUUUUGGUUACCCGAUCGAGGUUCCUGUAUAUUAGGAGUAAAGCAUGACUCCCUCAGGCAGAGCACGUCUACAUCCCUGGAAACUCCUAACAUAUGACAAAUGAAUACCUCUCUGACAAGAAUGGCUGAAUUAUUGACACAGCUCUUGUUUUGGAUCUCAUUAUAAUGUGCAUGUGUACCUAAUGUUGUGGUCACAUUUACAAAUAAAAGCUAUUUCAGCAAAAGCUGUCUAAACAAUAUGCAAUGCAUUCAGUUUGUAAUGCAGGAAGAGACCUCCUAUAAACUAUAGUUGGACAGAAAUUAGUUUUUUAUUUUUUGUGCAGAAGAGUUAAGUAUAAUUCAAUCUGCAUCUAAAUAGGGAAACAGUAAUGUCUAUUUGAGCUACUCAUGGAUUUGCUGAAUUUGUUACUGAAAUAUGCAUGGGGCUUCCAGGUGUACGGCUUUCUUAGCUCAGACUAAGACGGUGUUCAGCAGAUCCAGCUCGCUGGGAAAUAAUUUAGGAUUAGAUAGGCUGUAUAAUCUCUUUACACAGUGUGCCAUCUCAGCAGACACACCUGCCUAUCUCUGGCUACAUCUAUCACUUAACUGGAACGGCAGCGUUCUCUUUCCGUAGACUAUGGAUGAUAGGCUCAAAUACACAAGCGACAGGUGCGCUUAGAUGUUACAUUGAAACAGCUUCUGUUUUUUAUAUGCUGUACAUGGAGCUGCCGAUACACACCCAAAUCGAAGUUAUACCAUGCAAAAUUUGCGGAGACAAAUCGUCAGGUAUCCACUAUGGAGUCAUCACAUGUGAGGGGUGUAAGGGAUUCUUCAGAAGGAGUCAGCAGAACAAUGCGUCCUACUCCUGCCCCCGCCAGAGGAACUGCCUCAUCGACAGAACAAACCGCAACCGAUGUCAACACUGCCGCCUGCAGAAAUGUCUUGCCCUAGGAAUGUCCAGAGAUGCUGUUAAGUUUGGCCGCAUGUCCAAGAAACAACGUGACAGUCUGUACGCGGAGGUCCAGAAGCACCAAGCACGACUGCAGGAGCAGCGGCAGCAACAGACAGGGGAAGCGGAAGCUUUGGCGCGUGUUUACUCAUCUAGCCUAACCAAUGGACUGUCAACUCUCAACCACGAGAUUGGGGGAACCUAUGCCAACGGUCAUGUUAUUGAGCUGCCUAAAGGUGGCCAUGUCAAUGGAGGUGGCCUUCCAGGUGGAUACUAUGGGAUGGAUUCCACCCAGCCGUCUCCAGACCAGUCAGGUUUGGACAUGUCAGGCAUGAAGCACAUUAAACAGGAGCCAGUGUAUGACCUGACGCCAGUACCCAACCUGUUCAGCUAUGGAGGCUACCAGGACAGUCAGCUGGGACACAACAAUGUCAGCAUGGGAGAACUAGACCGCAUUGCUCAGAAUAUCAUCAAGUCUCAUCUGGAGACAUGUCAGUACACCACAGAGGAGCUGCAGCAGCUGGCCUGGCAGACACACUCCUAUGAGGAGGUCAAAAUGUAUCAGAGCAAGCCUCGGGACGUGUUAUGGCAGCAGUGUGCCAUUCAGAUCACACACGCGAUCCAGUAUGUGGUGGAGUUCGCCAAGCGCAUCUCAGGGUUUAUGGAGCUCUGUCAAAAUGACCAGAUCCUCCUGCUCAAAUCAGGUUGUUUAGAGGUCGUCCUGGUGAGGAUGUGCCGGGCCUUCAAUCCUCUCAACAACACAGUGCUCUUUGAGGGCAAGUAUGGAGGCAUGCAGAUGUUCAAAGCUCUAGGUUGCGAUGACUUAGUGAGCGCGGUGUUUGACUUUGCCAAGAGUUUGUGUUCCCUGCAACUGACAGAGGAGGAGAUCGCUCUCUUCUCGGCAGCUGUCCUCAUUUCCACAGAUCGUCCGUGGCUAAUGGAGCCCCGCAAAGUCCAAAAGCUCCAGGAGAAGAUCUACUUUGCCCUGCAGCACAUUAUGCAGAAGAACCACAUGGACGAAGAUGCAUUGGCUAAGCUCAUCAGUCGUAUCCCGACACUGUCGGCUCUGUGUACGCUCCACACUGAGGAGCUCCAAGCCUUUCAGCAGCUUCAUCCAGAAACAGUCAACGUACUCUUCCCUCCACUCUAUAAAGAACUCUUCAACCCUGACCCGAACUCUGCCAUGGCCAUGCCCAAGUGACUGCAACAAACAACGUCAGUGGAGGACCAAGAAACAAAAGUGAUGUUUGACAAUACAACAUUGGCACUAUCUACUAUGUCCUCAUCAGAUUCCGUAGCUCUCCCCGGCUCAUGUGAGAUCGGGGAGGCGAGGGCUCACCUGCCAGAAACUUACAGUUACCGCCAACAAUACUAGGAAUGUCCAGCACUUAUCCCAUCCUGUUCACCGAUACAGUCUGAAGAAUGUAUAUAUAAAAGAAACACGCCCGAGCCACAACCUUAGCGGGAGCGUCCGACUGUCUCCUGACCUGAACUGACUGACCAGAAAUGUACAGACUUUAAAAAUCUAGGAACAUUUUAUGCUGUCAAUCUUAAAAUAUGGGUAAGUUAAAUUUCUUUUCAAUUAAAAAAAAAACUUUAUGUUGGUUUUGCUCCAAGAUGAAGAAAUUGUUUUAAAACGCUGGAUGGGGGAGGGAACGGUGGAAUUAGAGAAGCUAUUGUAGAUAUUCUUCUAGAACAGGGCGGAUUCCAGUAUUACUUCUGUUAAAAUAAGUUAGUCCUAAUUUAAAUACACAGUCAGUUGUGGCUGAUUAUUCCUUGUCUAUGUGUUUUUAUUUGAACUGACGGUUUCUUGUGUACAGAAUUUGUAAAGUUUAGAUUUGUAAAGGAAUAUGGCUAAAACUGGGAGUCAAUCUGGGUUUGCUGAUGUAUAGAAGCCUUGUCUGGAUUUUGUUAAUAUGUCAAGAAGGAACAGCAUCCUUCUUUUGCAAACUUAUAAAGAUGUAAAGAGAACAUAUGAAGGAUUUUUUUAAAUAACUGCUACUUUUCACAGUGAAGAUGCAUACAAUGAUAUUCUAUUUUGAAAGAAAAAACGAUCAGAUUUGCUGUUCUAUCACAAUUUUUUGUUCCUGCAAUAACUAGGUCCAAAAAAGCUGGACAAUCAAACAGGAAGAACCAAUCAAGAGCUACCACUUCAAAAUAAAACUGAUCUCAACCGAAAAUUCCUCUUACCAUUCCCAAUAUAAUCCUGAUGUAAAAGGGCAUUGACUGUAGAGUGGUUAGAAUUUUCAGCAAAAGAGAGUAAAAAAGAGAGACAAGACAGAAGAAUUGACCUUGUGACAUUCCAAUCUAAAAAGACGAGCAUUGUUUCUCCCAUUACCAUUUGCACAAUCUAGUCCCUGGAUGUCCUGAACCAUUCCAGGCUAUGUUAUGAAGGAACCCAGAGAGCAAUAACUUUUACACUGCCUUUCUGAUCAUGAUGAUCUCCUUUUCCAUUUUCUGUUGUUUUGAACAGGGUAGCAAUUUUAAGACAAAUGCACUAUACUUGAUUCCUAUUUCUACAAAUGGUUGGAAAUUCCACCACAGACUGGACAACGAGACAAUAUAUGAUCUGUGGUUAUGGUAUACACAGAGCACUGGUUGCCAGGUUUGAACAAAAGUAUGUGACAAUUCAUCCAGAAAAAUGUGAUAGACAAUCACUUGUGUUGCUUUGUUAGCUGUUUCAUAUUUAUAAGCACUUACAAAAUGUUUCUUGUUUUGAAUUGAUCUGCCUUAAUGUUAUGUUCAUGACAUUUUGGUCACUGUGUAACAUCAACCUACCAAAAUUCACCAUUUAAUUAUUUGAGGUAGGACACAGAAGGCUUGGCUUUGUGCAGUGCUACAUCCUGCCACUAGAUGCUCCAUAUGCAUUAGUUUUUAUCAGGGUUUCCUAUUGGGGUGGCAUAUCACCUUUUAAAACUGGACACUCAGAAAAUGACCACAUUAAUGAAAACAAGAACAUGCAAAUGCAUGUCUAGUAUUAGUCGUUUUGGCACUAUUUUUGGGACAGCACUUAAUUGAAUACUGUGUGUGCACAAGAAGUGAUUUGUAUGGCAUUCCCUUGUAUUUGAAUACAAAUGUUCCUUACACAGUGGCCAAAUGUUGACCUUGCCUAGUUGCUCGUCAAAUUAGUGCUCAGCGCUUACAGUACAUCAGAUUUAAGUGAACGUUUGGAUCCAACCCAGAUGAGUGGCCGGUGACUGUGUAAGACAAUCACUUGCUCAUUAAGACUUGAUGCACUACAUAGCAUCUCUCAGGGAGCAGCUCUUUUUCUGACUUUGCAUUAGAAGAGGGUUUCAUAUUUUUGCAAAUUUACAAAAAUGUAAUUAUAAUAGCAUUACUUUUUGAGAUAAAACGCAGCAUAGGCUGGUAAUGGAAUCUGCCCAGACAAGGCUUUGAUCAGUGUGUGUAUGUGUUUACAGAGCAUGAAUUCACUGUCCAAUUGUCGUUAGUAUCCAGACUAUAUGAUAAGCAUUGUUAGAGAUAUGUUUGCUCUACAUCGGUGUGCGCUUGUCAUCACCUGUGUACACUUACGUUUACUGCUUAUUUUGCUGCUUUUGGGAUAGUGUGUGAAGUUCAUUAGCAAACUUUGAAUCAAGCACCGUCGCAACAUCGCUGGACAGUGAAUUCCGACUCUGACUAUAAAGUUUUUGUGUGUGAUGUUCUCCUUUUCCCUUGUUAGACUGUGAAUCACAGGGGUGGGAUGGGGUUGUGAGAGAGGAUGUGCUGGCAAGAACGAGUGGUAACGCAACACUGUAAGUAAGAUACUGUAGCAAUAAGAACUGGAGGCAUUUACUACUGUCAUGUUUGCAUUGUAAGAUUAUUUUUUAUUUUAUUACUAUUUACUAUUAUUAUUGUUCUUAUUAUGUCUACUAUUCUUCUAUUACUAUUAGCCUAUUGUUGUUCUGUUCUAUUUGCAUGACGUUUCAUUGCAAUGAAACAUUUGGGGCAUAUUUGUGUUUUCUCUUCUCAUGAUAUUGUGGGGUUCUGGGCGGGAUCAUUGGCAGGGUGGGUUUAGGACCAGAUCACCAAUCGAGUCAAGUCAUUUUCCAACAAUCUGAAGGACUUUUAAAUAAAAUGUUCUUAUUUAUAUACAACCAAUUUAAAAAGAUACUGUUGAAAUGGAUGAUUUUUUUUUCUUUAAACCUCUGAAUGUGUGAGUUGCCAUCACCAGUCAGUGAACGGCCCUUUCUAUGCUGGCCUUAUUGAACCGGAUCUGAGACCCUUACCCUGCAGACGGAGGGAAUGAUGUGGGAACGGUAAACUUUUCUGAAUGUUAUGGAGUAGUUGGUUCAGUGUUCAGACUGAACGCAAUACGCCUUUACCACUCCAUCAACACAGACAGACACAUUGCAACGCGCACAAUAAAAGUGACAUUCCAAGCGGUGGCUCAGACAAACUGCGCAGACAUUGUAAUACAUUGUUUUGAAAUACAUUUUCUUUACACUUUGUCAAACACACUCCACCUACAAGCCCUCUGACUUUUUUUGAAAAGAACCUGAGUGAGUGUGUGUGAGAGAGACAGAGAUACUGUGAGACUGAGAUGAUGUUUUCUCGACCAAUGCUUUGUAAGCUUUCUCCAUGCAUUACAGACGCGUGCAAUUGAAGUAGUGUUGAAAAUUGUUAAUUUAUUGUUUAGAAUGUCUUUGCGUUCAAGCAAGAGCAAAUAAAACAAAAUGUAGCACUGUAACCAAUGCCUAAAUAAGGUGAUUGAGCUUACAGAACCUCUUUUACACACGACUAAUGAAACAAAACUCAAAAAAAGUAUAUACAAAAAAAGGACAUUUUUUUUCUGUUGUUUUCAAAGUGCCAUAGCUAGUGAGAGGAGGAAUGAUUGGAAGACUGGGCUGUAGAUGCUUUACUGUCCGAGCUUACUUGAGAAACCAAUCGUUCAAAGGGGAAACUCCAAGGAAAAUGUGCAUUUGAUUACACUGGUAAACAGUUUUUACAUUUUAUGCUUUCUUCAUUUGGUAAUGGAGGACUCUGCAGGACUCUGAGCUCUGACUCUAUCAAUCCAGGAGCUCCUGUGUGCGGUUUCAUUUUCACAUCAGAAUGAUAGUAUGUGUGUGCGCGCCUGUGUGUGUGCAUGUAUAAAUUUGCAUUUAAUUGAGUCACAGACACCCACAUGUCAUGGAUAAGAAUGGGUAAAAGUUCAGAGCUAUGCAGGGCCCUUUACUGAGUCCUCCUUUGAUAUGUGUACAUAUAAUGUGAAGGUCUGAAGUGAUUUUUGUUAAAUUCUAUAUUUUAUCGCUUUUGUAGACAUUUUGUUGUGGGAAGAAAAAAAAUACAAUAAAUUUUAUGGGUGCA
Molecule: messenger RNA, 11997 nt
Organism: Dunckerocampus dactyliophorus (ringed pipefish)
Lineage: Eukaryota; Metazoa; Chordata; Actinopteri; Syngnathiformes; Syngnathidae
Gene: rorb
Product: RAR-related orphan receptor B
Exons: 10
Coding region: 6386-7894 (502 amino acids)
Biological process (GO): regulation of transcription by RNA polymerase II
Cellular component (GO): nucleus
Molecular function (GO): RNA polymerase II cis-regulatory region sequence-specific DNA binding; nuclear receptor activity; zinc ion binding
Source: RefSeq, a predicted model, not a curated record